AGUCAGUAAACAGCCAAGCAGCAUCUCAUAGUGAUACACCCCACUGGUGGUCUGUAAUAUAGGAUGGGCAUCAUGACAGUCCCAUGGAGCUUCUGGAGGUCCUGCUGGUCUCUUUCCCUCUUCCUCAUCCUGGCUCUGAACACACACAGCGCAUGGUCCACUCCAGAUUUCUCUGGUAAGUGUGUUUUUGGCCUUUGUUAUUGCUGUUAAAGAGAAAAAGUGGAGAAAAUAGAUACUGGUAUGGCUCACUCAGCACUACAUGCUGUGUAGAGAGGAAGCCUUCGCAAGACACUGGCCGCUUUCCAAAUGGCACCCUGUCCGCUCAUAGGGCUCUGGCCAAAGUUGUGCACUAUAUAGGGAAUAGGGUAUCGUUUGGGACUGUACAUUCCCUGAUUUUUCUCCUGGACAUCCUGUGCCAACAAACAAUGGCAGCGGUUCACCGUGAGAGACAAGAGUCAGGGUUAAAGCACCCUGUCCUCCUCAUUGACAAUAAUGUCAUUAUAAUAACCAUUAUAAUUCUGAAAAUAUUAUAAAUCUUGUUUACUUCUCAACAUAUCACUGAUAAUGGACAUGCGCGAUGAUCUGUUUCAACACACAUAUCAAGUAAUAGUCUUUUUUUGUAGUUAAAUAAGAAUGACAUAGACACCCGUUUGAGAUGAUAGCAGUGAUAUACACUCAGUGGUCAGUUUAUUAAGUACACCAUCCCCGUUCACGAAAAUGGUUCGCUCAUACACACAGUGAGUCACGUGGCCAUGGCUUUCUAUAUAAAGCAGGCAGACAGGCAUCGAGGCAUUCAGUUACUGUUUAUUUGAACGUUAGAAUGGGCAAAAUGAGUCACGUAAGCGACUUUCAGCGUUGCAUGAUCGUCGGUGCCAGGGGUGCCGGUUCCAGCAUCUCAGAAAUGUCUGGCUUCCUGGGCUUUUCACGCACAACAGUGUCUAGGGCUUACCGAGAAUGGUGCGACAAACAAAAAACAUCCAGUCAACGGCAGUCCUGUGGGCGAAAACAGCUCGUUGAUGAGAGUUUUAAGGAGAAUGGCAAGAAUCGUGCAAGCUAACAGGCGGGCCACAAACAGGCAAAUAACGGCAUCUCGGAACGCACAACUCGUCGGUCUUUACCACGGACAGGCUAUUGCUGCACACCACCACACUGGGUUCCACUCCUAUCAGCUAAAAACAAGAAGAAGCAUCUCCAGUGGGCACGCAAUCAACAACACAGAACAAUUGAGGAGUGGAAAAACAUCGUCUUGUACGAUGAAUCCCGGUUCCUGUUGUAUCAUGCUGAUGGCAGUAAGGAUUUGGCGUAAGCAGAAUGAGUCAAUGGCCCCAUCCUGCCUGGUGUCAAUAGUACAGGCUGGUGGCAGUGGUGUAAUGGUGUGGGGACGUUUUUCCUGGCACAUGUUAGGGUCCCUUGAUACCAAUUGAGCAAUGUUUCCAUGCCCCGAAGAAUUCAGGCUGUUCUGGAGGCAAAGGGGGGUCCGACCUGGUACUAGAUGGGUGUACGUAAUAAAAUGUGUAUUUGUGUUGUCCUGGUUGCAUCUUCAUUGAUGAAUGCCAGACACAUCAGAAUGACAACAAACAGAGAUGUUACAUGAUGAUUUAUUUGGACAAGAUAGACAGCCAGUCCAUGCGGGGGUGACCACCACUGACCAGUGUUGCCUUUGUCUGGGCCUUACAAUUGUCACUCCAUCUCUAUAUCUGACCAUUACAGGGAUCAACAUCUGUGUAUGGGUGUGAGCUAUGAGCUGCUCUAAGAAUAGCUCAUUGUGAGGGAGAGCCUGGUACUGCCCUACUGUGGCUCUGUGGAGCUGUAUGCCAUUGGGGAACAAAAAAAAGAGACAGCCAGGAAGACACAGACAGGGGCCAGGGAUAUUCCUUGUAUUCAUCAUAUUUCUAUGGCCCAGGAUAUUAUUGUGACAAUAGGAUGAGGGCAAAUUCAACCAUAGAAUAAGAAUGACUAGAACGGAUAAUACCCUUUUAAGUCAACAUUUUGUCCUUUCUAGGGAUUCUAUUUCUAUGGAUCCAACUCUGUUAUGAACUCUGUUAUCCUAUGUGUUUGUGUAUCAUAGCACAACACUGCUCAGGAGAGCUACUCCCAGUGUUUGGGACACACCCUCUUGUAACCAGGGCUGGGUGACUAUGAGUACAAUGACACAGGACACAGAAUGUGCAAUGUGUCAAACUGUUGGUCAUGCUUCACAGAUUCAGCUUAGUCCUUGAUUAAGAAGCAUUUUCAGGGCCUCCCGAGUGGCGCAGUGGUCUAAGGCACUGCAUCGCAGUCCUAGCUGUGCCACUAGAGAUCUUGGUUCGAGUCCAGGCUCUGUCGCAGCUAGCCGCGACCGGGAGACCCAUGGGGCGGUGCACAAUUGGCCCAGCGUCGUCCAGGUUAGGGGAGGGUUUGGCAGGGGUAUUCUUGUCCCAUCGCGCACUAGCGACUCCUGUGGCGGGCCGGGCACAGUGUUUCCUCCGACACAUUGGUGCGGCUGGCUUCCGGGUUAAGCGAGCAUUGUGUCAAGAAGCAGUGCGGCUUGGCUGGGUUGUGUUUCGGAGGACGCACGGCUCUCGACCUUCGCCUCUCCCGGGUCCGUACGGGAGUUACAACGAUGGGACAAGACUGUAACUACCAAUUGGAUACCACGAAAUUGGGGAGAAAAAGGGGUAAAAUAAUUAAUUAAUAAAAACAAAAUAAAGAAGCUUGUCAACUAAUAAAAAGCUGAUUAAAACCACUCCCAGGAGAUUAGAUACAGAGCCUUCAGAAAGUACACUAUAUAUGCAAAAGUAUUUGGACACCCCUUCAAAUUAGUGGAUUCGGCUAUUUCAGCCACACCCGUUGCUGACAGGUGUAUAAAAUCGAGCACACAGCCAUAGACAAACAUUGGCAGUAGAAUGGCCUUACUGAAGAGCUCAGUGACUUUCAACGUGGCACCGUCGUAGGAUGCCACCUUUCCAACAAGUCAGUUGGUCAAAUUUCUGCACUGCUAGAGCUGCCCCUGUCAACUGUAUGUACUGUUAUUGUGAAGUGGAAACGUCUAGGAGCAACAACGGCUCAGCCACGAAGUAGUAGGCCACACAAGCUAAUGAAGCGCGUAGUGAGUAAAAAUCAUCUGUCCUCGGUUGCAACACUCACUACUGAGUUCCAAACGGCCUCUGGAAGCAACAUCAGCACAAAAACGGUUUGUUGGGAGCUUCAUGAAAUGGGUUUCCAUGGCCGAGCAGCCGCACACAAGCUUAAGAUCGCAAUGCCAAGCGUUGGACUCUGGAGCAGUGGAAAUGCGUUCUCUGGAGUGAUGAAUCACGAUUCACAAUCUGGCAGUUCGAUGGACGAAUCUGGGUUUGACGGAUGCCAGUAGAACGCUACCUGCCCCAAUGCAUAGUGCCAACUGUAAAGUUUGGUGGAGGACGAAUCUGGGGCCUGGGACUGUUUUUCAUGGUUCGGGCUAGGCCCCUUAGUUCCAGUUAAGGGAAAUCUUAACGCUACAGCAUACAAUGACAUUCUAGACGAAUCUGUGCUCCAACUUUGUGGCAACAGUUUGGGGAAGGCCCUUUCCUGUUUUAGCAUGGCAAUGCCCCCGUGCACAAGCGAGGUCCAUACAGAAAUGGUUUGUCAAGAUUGGUGUGGAAGAAGUUGACUGGCCUGCACAGAGCCCUGACCCAACCCCAUCGAACAUCUUUGGGAUGAAUUGGAACGCAGACUUUGAGCCAGGCCUAAUCGCCCAAUAUCAGUGCCCGACCUCACUAAUGCUCUUGUGGCUAAAUGGAAGCCCCCGCAGCAAUGUUCCAACAUCUAGUGGAAAGCCUUCCCAGAAGAGUGAAGGCUGUUAUAGCAGCAAAGGGGGGACCAACUCCAUAUUAAUGUCGAUGAUUUUGGAAUGAGAUGUUCGACAAGCAUGUGUCCACAUACUUUUGGUCAUGUAGUGUAUUCACACCCCUCAACCUUUUCCACAUUUUGCUGUGUUACAGCCUGAAUUUAAAAUUGAUUAAAUUGAGUUUUUUUGUCACUGGCCUACAUAUAAUACCCCAUAAUGUCAAAGUGUAAUUCUGUUUUUAGAAUGUUUACAAAUGAAUUAAAAAUGAAAAGCUCAAAUGUCUUGAGUCAAUAAGUAUUCAACCCCUUUGUUAUGGCAAGCCUAAAUAAGUUCAGGAGUAUACAAUUAUCUGUAAGGUCUCUCAGCCGAGCAGUGAAUUUCAAACACAGAUUCAACCACAAAGACCAGGGAGGUUUUCCAAUACCUCGCAAAGAAGGGCACCUAUUGGUAAAUGGGUAAAAUAAAAAAAUUGACAUUGAAUAUCCAUUUGCGCAUGAUGAAGUUACUAAUUACACUUUGGAUGGUGUAUGAAUAAACCCAGUCACUACAAAGAUACAGGUGUACUUCCUAACUCAGAUGCCAGAGAGGAAGGAAACCGCUCAGGGAUUUCACCAUGAGGCCAAUGGUGACUUUAAAACAGUUAUAGAGUUUAAUGGCUGUUAUAGGAGAAAACAACUUUGUCAUUACAACACUAACCUAAAUGACAGAGUGAAAAGAAGGAAGCCUGUGCAGAAUAAAAAAUACUCCAAAACAUGCAUCCUGUUUGCAACAAUGCAGUAAAGUAAUACAGCAAGAAAUGUGGCAAAGCAAUUCACUUUUUGUGCUGAAUACAAAGUGUUAUGUUUGGGGCAAAUCCAAAGCAACACAUUACCGAGUACCACUCUCCAUAUUUACAAGCAUAGUGGUGGCUGCAUCAUGUUAUGGGUAUGCUUGUAAUCGUUAAGGACUGGGUAGUAAAAAAAAGAAGAAGAAACGGAAUGGAACUUAGCACAGGUAAAAUCCUAGAGGAAAACACUGGGAGAUGAAUUCACCUUACAGCAGGACAAUAACCUAAAACACAAGACCAAAUCUACACUAGAGUUGCUUACCAAGAAGAAAGUGAAUGUUCCUGAGUGUCCGAGUUACAGUUUUGUCUUAAGACUUGAAAAAGGUUGUCUAUGAUCAACAACCAAUUUGACAGAGCUUGAAGAAUUUUCUAUAGAAUAACAUUCAAAUAUUGUACAAUCCAGGUGUGCAAAUCUCUUAGAGACUUACCCAGAAAGGCUCACAGCUGUAAUCGCUGCCAAAGGUGAUUCUAACAUGUACAGUAUUGACUCAGAGGUGUGAAUACUUAUGUAAAUUAGAUAUUUUUGUAUUUAAUUUUCAAUAAAUCUGCCAAAAUGUCUAAAAACAUGUUUUGACUUUGACAUUAUGGGGCAUUGUGUAUAGAUGGGUAAUAAUAAUAAUGAUUUUUUUUAAAACCCAUUUUCAAUUCAGGCUGUAACACAACAAAAUGUGGAAUAAGUCAAGGGGUAUGAAUACUUUCUGAAUGCACUGUAUGACAGGGUGUUUGUUUGACCAGUGUUAUAUUGUACUGUUGGCAUUUGGCUGAGAUUGCCUGCCUCUUAAAUGUAAAAUCAAUUAUAGUACAAUAUUUCUGCAUAAUAAUCCCCAUCCUUGCUUUAUAGGGCCUAUUUAUUUGAACAAUUUCUAUGUGCAAUUUAUGCUACAUUUUGAGAGGUGGUGAAUUCGAUCAAAAGCAUUGACAAUUGUCAGGUUGAUCUUUGAGGUCUAAGUCUCAUCUCCAUGCAUACCAUCUGUUCCUUUUCAGUGUACCUCCACACAAUACUAAGAAACCACACUGCUCAUGCCUGUGAUGGAGACACCCUGUCUAUCAAGUGUCCCUCCAGAACCUCUGUGUCCGUCCUGUCAGCGUUCUACGGACGCCGUGUCCCCAUUAAGAACUUAUGUCCCCCUGCGAACACAAACAUGACCGAGGACAACACUGGAUGCACUUCCUCUGUCGCUAUCCAGGUACAGUACAGUAAUUUGCCACACAGAGUUGUCCUCUAUUACUGAAAGCAAAACAGAACCCUGAGACCUAAGGACUUGCUCUUAAAUGUGCAUAUUUUUCUCUCACUCAGACAUUGUUGUAUUGUCCCUGCAGAAGGUGGUGUCAGAGUGUCAGGACCGGCGUUCCUGUCAUAUCCCUGUCAUUAGCCAAGUGUUUGGUCAGGACCCCUGUCCCCUCACCAGCAAGUACCUCAUAGUGUCCUACAAGUGCCGUCCAGGUGAGACUAGUCCACAGGGUUUGAUUGUGUGAGGGCAAAAAAAAACCUGUCAUAAACUGUGAUUGUGAGUUUAGGAGACUCGAACAGUACUCCACAACUGGAUACAUCAGAUGCAUCAGGAAAUGUAUCAUCGGACACAGAAUUAUAUUUGUCUGUUUCUAUUUAACUGAAUAGAAUAAUAUUAUCUAAUUCUAUUGAAAUGUACAGUAUUAUACAGUAAGUUUGUCAGUGAUCGAUACCGCUGUUUUUAUCUUUCAGAGCACCACCGUACUAGGUUGGUGUGUGAAAAUGAGAGACUGAGGCUGGUGUGUAAGAAUAACACUGUCCUGGCUAUCUACUCGGCUACAUUUGGCCACCUGCUGCAUGGGAGUCCCAACUGUCCUCAGGAAACUGCGCCACAGCCUGACAUGGGUCUGAAACCAUAGUCAUUGGUCUGAAACAGGGAACUAAAGUGUCAUCUAGUGGUCAAAUACUAGGAUGAAAAGAAUGUGCAUGUAUCAAUAUAUAAUCAAUAGUGUGUGUUACUAUGUUACUUACUACACGUGAGUAACAGAUGAGUAGGCAUGAAGUACAUGGACAUACCCUUGACCUAUGCAUGUUUUCAACCUCUAUAGCCUACUGUAUAUCAGAGUCAGACCAGGAUCAAAUACCUAUUUCAAAUACUUGUGCAUGAUUAAGCUUGGAGUUUGUACUUUUGGGACUAGACCAUUUGCUCAUUUGUACCAGACUAUAUCAAGCACAGCUCAAGUUUUGGAAAUAUUUGACUUAUUUGACCCAUGUCUGAUCAGAGUAUACAUCUAUCCUUCAGAGUGUCUGUCACCAUCUGCUCUGAGGAAGGUGUCACGCAGGUGUCAUGGCCGAGCCAACUGCUCAGUGCUGGCUGACACUCAGAAUUUUGGGGACCCAUGUUUUCCUGGCACCAGGAAGCACCUGAGAGUGUCCUUCACAUGUGGUAAGUGACUAGAAGUCAAAGAGCCACUACCAUGUGAGACACACAAACAUCAUGGUGUCUAUAACCCACAGUCGAAUCAAUUACCCAUUAGCCAUCGUUGAGCUGUAAACAUCAUACGAUUUGGAGUUCUGAAGAAAGAGUUUUUCAUAAAAUCUUGCCCUCUGUUUUCAUGGUCUCACCAGAUUACUGAGAAAAUGAUUCAGGAGAAAUUGAUCAAAAUGAACCCUCUUUUGCCUCACCAGUUCCUCGAUAUCUCUUGGAGGAUGUGGGACGGAGCGGAACAACAUCCGACCCUUUCUUGAUCUCAGACUACACACAUGGUAAGACACCUACAAAUACAUGUAUCCAAGUAAAUGUAGCUUCAGCUCAGAUACUAGCCAUGUAAUUAGGUCGGUGGACAAUAUGAUUUGCAGCCGUUAGGCAGAAGGCACAGUAAGUCCCCUCUCAUCUGCAGGAGGCUGGUACACUGGCCCCGGCGUCAUCAGGCCUCAAAACGUGCUUUAUACCAACUCUCUGGAAAUUUUUGACAAAAUACUGGGUAGGUCUAUUGUUUGCUGUGUGCAUGUAGGCUGGUUACUCAUUAGCAGGGCCUCUUUGUACUUUAUAUAAUAUGCCUUGUCUUACUUAAUGAUCAGCAGGCACCAAUCAUUAGCCUGGUCCCAGAUCUGUUUGUUCUGUAUAGCUGUAGGAGUUGGCAAGACAGCAAAACAGAUAUGGGACCAGGCCAACCAAUUGUAACUCUCUUGAUUGUAUAGCUGUCCAUAUAGGCUUUGUCUUCUAUCUAUUCCUCAUUGAUCAAUAUCAUGCUAGUUUCACCCCAGACUAGUGUAUCAUCCCUCCACCCACAGGUCUUCCAGAGAGAGUGGCCCUCUACUUUGUCUCAGGGAUCUGCGCCGGUCUAGUCUUCCUGCUCUGUCUGUUCGGCCUGCGCUCCACCGUGGUGAGAGACGUCAAGGACUUGGCAACAGAGCUGGGGGACGAGCUCAAGGCCAGCCGCAGACCCCGCCGGGAAGUCAUGGAGGACCAGUAUGACGACGACACCUCUGAUGCUUCCUCCUUCCGCCGCCUCACCCAGUCCUACCGUGCGGCGGAUAUCUUUAGUCCAGCGACCAUGACGGUGGAGAUGGUGGAGAGGGAGGGGGAGGAAAAGGAGAUGCCCAAGUUCGGAGACAUCUGGCCCCACAGGGACUCCAGCCCAUACGCCAUCCAUAAGAUAAUAGGGAAUAGAAUAGAAUAUCCAUAAAAUAAAAGCCUGCAGUGCCAGAGAAUAUAAUCAAAUUGAAUAGAAUAGACAUCAAAUAAAGGCCAGCAGUGUCUGAAUAUCUAUAGGUAUUUUAUUGUAUUGUAUUCUAUACUAUAUAUAAGAUAAAAGGCCUGCAAUGUCUGAGAAUCCACAGAGAAGCUUGUGGGAAUAGACAGCAGCAACACAUUAAUCAUGGACUGAAAAUGAAUAUUUAGUAGACAUUAUUUUCUUGUCAUUUCAUGUGAUCUAUCUUUCCUUAAUGUACGUUGUAUAUGAUAUGGUGACCUAACCUCAUUAUAAUUCAGAUAACUUGAGUGAAGCGCACACACAAUAAGAAGUUCAAAAUGUUUUUGGGUUGGUGGGUUUCAAUAAACGUAAUAACUUUUUGCCUAGAAGUUUUGGGAAAUUGUAGGCCAAUUUCAAUUGCACUGGGUCAAAUCAAAUGUUUCUUUGAUUUAGGCCUUUUUUGUACCAUUAAAUUGAUGAUCUUCGUGUUGCCUACAGUAAACGUUCCAGUAGAUGACGCCAUCCUCAAGCAGGUAGGUCCAGCUCAUGCUAUGGUAUGGAAAACAGACCCCAUUGUUCUCACUGUUUUUCUCACUCACAUUAUUGAUAAUCUUAGUCCAGGUAAGAGAUUAGUAGCUGGAAACACUUUUGAAUACAUGGAUCGAAG
Molecule: messenger RNA, 8943 nt
Organism: Coregonus sp. 'balchen'
Lineage: Eukaryota; Metazoa; Chordata; Actinopteri; Salmoniformes; Salmonidae
Source: the annotation of a GenBank genome assembly